Aegilops tauschii subsp. strangulata is the source of this 834-nucleotide messenger RNA. RefSeq lists its product as uncharacterized. The record is from RefSeq and is a predicted model, not a curated record. NCBI's taxonomy places the organism in Eukaryota, Viridiplantae, Streptophyta, Magnoliopsida, Poales, Poaceae.
AUGGCACGGCGUGCACGCCGUGCAAGGCACCGCGCGCGGGAGGCUGCGGCGGACGUCGGCGAGGCGGAGUUGCAUUCUCCGGCGUGGGCGCAUCAGUCCGGGCGCCGCAACCGCAUCAUGGUGGACGUCGGCGGCUCGUCCCCGGACGGAUCCAUUAUCGGUCUGAUGUCCAUCGGCACCCUUCGGGGCCAGUACAAGGGGCAUGUCAACGGGUGCACUGUCAUAUUAGAAGCGGUGGCAUCGCAGGAUCUUUGGAUAUGGGAUUCUUUCUUCGGCAUGGCACGUUCUCACAAUGAUAUCAACGUGCUGCAGCGUUCUCCAGUCUUCGCGAGGCUUGCAGAAGGCCACUCCCCACCUGUCAACUUUGAGAUCAACGACCACCAGUACAACAAGGGAUACUAUCUAGCAGAUGGUAUAUAUCCUCAGUGGUCAACUUUUGUGAAGACAAUUUCGAAAUCCCAAGAUAAGAAGAGAAAGAGAUUUGCCCAAAUGCAAGAGAGUGUUAGAAAGGAUGUGGAACAUGCUUUUGGUGUGCUUCAAUCCCGGUGGGGUAUCGUUCGAAAUCCUGCACUGUCAUGGAAUGAAAGAAAGCUUUGGGAGGUGAUGACUGCUUGUGUGAUCAUGCACAACAUGAUCGUCGAGGACGAGCGUGAUGAGAGUAUCUUCGACCAAGGAUUUGAUUAUCAAGGUGAAAAUAUUGAGCCCCUGCACCAAGACCCGGCCAUAUUUGAACAGUUUGCCCAAUUCCACCGUGAGAUGUGUGAUUGGCACACUCAUUUGAAUCUUCAAAAUGAUUUGGUUGAGCACGUGUGGGAUCAUAUUGGCAACCAAUAG